AUGGUAGGGUCAAAUCAAACUUUUGCUGAAGAAUCAGUUGAUAGGGGUAUUUGGGAUGUUGUUUUGAAUGGACCAUUUGUGCCUGUUAACGUUGUUAAUGAAGUGCAGGAACCAAAGCCUUUUGCUCAAUGGACUGCUGAUGAAAACAGGAGAGCUCAAUAUGACGUUAAAGCCAGAAACAUUAUAUCAUCUGCUCUAACUCUUGAUGAGUUCUACAGAAUUUCUGACUUGGCAGCCAAAGGUGAGGCUAUCACGGAGUCACAGAAUCUUGCAACAAUGACCAUGGUGGCUCUGUUUGGAAAACUGAGAGAGCACGAGCUUGAGCUGGGAAGACUGAAUGAUGAAGAAGAUCAAGGAAAAAAGAAGAAUAUUGCAUUCAAAACUGAGGUUGUCAAAGGCAAGAAGCAAAAAGAGGAAGAAGAUUCUAAUGAUGAUGAGAAUCUCAGUCUCAUGAUAAAGAAGUUCAUAAAGUUCAUGAAGUCCAAAGGAAGAAAUCAAUUCAAGACGUGGGAAGAUAAUGCCUCAAGUUCAUCCAACUCUGAGGGAUCCGAUGAGGAAGAAGCAAACUUUUGCUUAAUGGCCAAUAGUGAUCACUCUGACAGUGAGUUAACUUCCAAAGCUAGAAAAUCAAUGUGGUACCUUGAUAGUGGAUGCUCAAGACACAUGACGAGUGAUAAAAGGAAGAUCAAGAAUCUCAAAAGAAAGGAUCAAGGAUUUGUUACAUAUGGAGAUAACAACAAAGGGAAAAUAAUUGGUAUUGGAGAUGUUAGUGGAUGGGAUACCUUGGAGAUCAAGGAUGUGCUACUUGUAGAAGGACUGAAGCACAAUCUUCUCAGUAUUAGUCAACUAUGCAACAAAGGUCUCAAAGUUAUCUUUGAAAGUGAUUACUGCACUAUCCACCAAAAGGAUUCUAAGGAAAUUGCUUUGAAAGGAUAUUCUCUUACUAGUAAAGCAUAUAGAGUCUUUAAUCGAAGAACUUUGAAUGUUGAAGAAUCCAUGUAUGUUGUCUUUGAUGGAGUUGUAGACCUUGAGGUGAACCCUCUUGAGUUAAAUAAGCAAAUUACAGGUGAUGAAGAAUAUAUUCAGGAGGCCCUUGAUGAGAUGUAUUUAAAUGAGAAUCCACCUUAUCAAUCUGAAGAUCUUGAAAAAUGCUGGAAGUCACCAAGAGGAUUAUCUCUAGACAACAUCAUUGGUGAUAUUUCAAAAGGGAUUGAACCAAAAAAUGUUCAAGAAGCUCUUUAA
This is a messenger RNA of Vigna unguiculata (cowpea), 1242 nucleotides long. Lineage: Eukaryota; Viridiplantae; Streptophyta; Magnoliopsida; Fabales; Fabaceae. The record is from RefSeq and is a predicted model, not a curated record.